CAGCAGCUCUCUCUUUUCUGUGUCUCCUCACACACACUCCAUAUAUAAAAACAAUUGCUGUUAUAGAGAGAGAAAUAGUUGUUAUAGAGAGAGAAAGUUGAAGCCAAUUUUAGAUUAGUGUUUUUGUUUGGAGAAUGAGAGAUCUGUGUUAGAUAGAGACUUAUGUGUAACGAAAUGGCUACUUCUGAAAGUGCCCGGAAUCCUACCGCUGCCGCAAACGUUGAUGCUGAGAAAGCGUUGUACACGGAGCUAUGGCGUGCAUGUGCAGGUCCGCUUGUGACAGUGCCCCGCGAGGGCGAGCUGGUUUUCUAUUUCCCACAAGGUCAUAUUGAGCAGGUUGAAGCAUCAAUCAAUCAAGCUUCAGACCAGCAGAUUCCAGUAUAUAAUCUUCCUUCUAAGAUCCUCUGCCGUGUAAUUAACGUCCUGUUGAAGGCUGAACCAGAUACUGAUGAGGUGUUCGCACAAGUGACUUUGAUGCCAGAACAAAAUCAAGACGAGAAUGUGGUAACGAAGGAACCGAUGCCCCCUCCGCCACCACGAUUCCAUGUGCACUCUUUUUGUAAGACAUUAACAGCCUCUGAUACCAGCACUCACGGAGGAUUUUCUGUCUUGAGACGGCAUGCUGAUGAAUGUCUUCCCCCUCUGGAUAUGUCUCGGCAGCCUCCAACACAGGAGUUGGUGGCCAAAGAUUUGCAUGCAAAUGAAUGGCGCUUCAGACACAUAUUUCGCGGCCAGCCUAGGAGGCACCUUCUUCAAAGUGGUUGGAGUGUCUUUGUAAGUUCGAAAAGGCUUGUUGCAGGGGAUGCAUUCAUAUUUCUUAGAGGUGAGAACGGGGAGCUUCGUGUUGGAGUCAGACGUGCCAUGAGACAGCAGGUUAAUGCUCCUUCAUCAGUGAUAUCCAGUCAUAGCAUGCAUCUUGGUGUCCUUGCUACAGCUUGGCAUGCCAUUCAGACGAAAACACUGUUCACAGUAUAUUACAAACCAAGGACGAGCCCUGCUGAGUUUAUAGUUCCAUAUGACCAGUAUAUGGAGUCUUUGAAAAACAAUUACUCCAUUGGGAUGAGGUUUAAAAUGAGGUUUGAAGGUGAAGAAGCUCCAGAACAGAGGUUUACUGGCACUAUAGUCGGCAUUGAAUACGGUGACCCCAAAAGGUGGCCUGAGUCCAAAUGGAAAUGCCUGAAGGUUCGAUGGGAUGAAACUUCUGCUAUUCCUAGGCCAGACCGAGUUUCACCCUGGAAAAUAGAGCCAGCUCUUAGCCCUCCUGCACUAAAUCCACUUCCAAUACCAAGGCAGAAAAGGCCUCGAUCAAAUGUUCUGCCCUCAUCUCCUGAUUCUUCUGUUCUUAGUAGGGAAGGUUCAUCCAGAGUAACUGUAGACCCUUCACAAGCCAGUGGGUUUUCAAGGGUCUUGCAAGGUCAAGAAAUAUCGACCUUGAGAGGCAGUUUUGUAGAAAAUAAUGAAUCUGACUCAUCUGAGAAGCCAAUUGUCUGGCCACCGGCACUGGAUGACGAGAAGGCUGACGUUCAUUCUGCAUCAAGGAGAUGUCUAUCAGAUAAAUGGCUUCCUUUAGGGAGGCCUGAAUCAUCUUUUACAGAUCUUUUAUCAGGUUUUGGGGUGCAAGCAAGUUCCUCCCACGGGUUCCAUUUACUUUCUGGGGGCCAAACAGCAUCUGCUAGCUUGGUGAAGCGACAAGCACUGGAUGAAAAUGAUUUCAGCUUACUGGGAAAACAAUGGUCACUAGCGCCUUCUGGUCUCUCACUUAAUCUGAUGGAUUCAGGAUUGAAGGGUGCGGAUAAUCUUUAUCAUAUGCGGGGAACAUCGAGAUGUAAUGGUUUUAAUGAGUAUCCAACCCUCCCUGGUCAUAGAAUUGAUAAUCAGCAGGGAAAUCGGUUAAUGCCCCAGUCCAUGUUGCCUUAUAUUCAGAUGUCCGCUCAUUCUGGAGAAAUGAUGCCUAAACCCAUGGCUUCACUACAGCCCGAAGCCGUGAAACCCAAAGAGGGGAACUGCAAACUAUUUGGCAUUCCCCUAGUAAGUAAAUCUGCCUCCAUAGAUCCUGUCAUGUUGCGGGAAAAUUCUCCGAUUGACUCUGCAAGUAACAUGCAUUGUGGUGUACACCCAUAUCAAUUCCCUGUAACUGAAUCUGAUCAAAGGUCCGAGCAAUCAAAGGGAUCAAAGCUACUAGAUUAUGGGAUCACAAUUAGUGACCAGGAAGAACAAUUCCAAACCUCUCAUCCUGGUGCUCGAGAUAGAGAGGGCAAAGGCCUUGUUAAUUCAACAAGGAGUUGCACCAAGGUUCAUAAACAGGGUACGGCGCUUGGAAGGUCUGUGGAUCUUGCAAGGUUCAACAACUAUGAAGAAUUGAUAGCUGAACUGGAUCACCUUUUUGAUUUUAAUGGUGAGCUCAAGGCUCGGAACAAGAACUGGCUGGUUGUAUAUACUGAUGAUGAGGGUGACAUGAUGCUUGUUGGAGAUGAUCCAUGGCAAGAAUUUUGUGGUAUGGUUCACAAGAUUUUUAUCUACACGAAAGAGGAGGUGCAGCGGAUGAACCCAGGGACUCUCAAUUCAAAAGGCGAGUACGAUUCUUCUUUUGCAGAUGGCUCCGAUGCUAAGGAAGUGAAGAGUCUACAACUUCCUUCUGAUUCCAGUCCUGAAGAUUCUUAGUGAGGUCCUCCUUAAUUGAGGUUUAUAAAAUAUGCGGAAAGAACUACAUCCACCCAGCUGUUGCAUUUUUGGGGAUUUGGGAAGGUGGUAACCUGCCACAUGAAGUCCCUUUAAGCUUCUGGAUGGCUGGUCUCUCCACAUUGAUGCAGCUUCUGUACUUGGCAGUUUCGACCCCUUUUUGGAGCAAACUUAUGGUGACUUAUCUAUACACAGUAUACAUAAAAUAUCAGCCUGGUCAUAAUGUUCCUUUCGCUUAUUUCUGUAUGUACAUACUCAGUUUUAACAUUUCUCUGGCAGCUCUAGAUGUAAAUAAGAAGUUAAUACACAGCAUACAUUGUCUACUGUUAAUUUAUGUACUACUGGUAGCCAACUGCUUUUAGUACCCUACAUCUGUUAUAUCAGGCUAUCAGCAGUUGUGGUCAUCCGGGUGAACAUGUUUUGGCAGUCAUGCAAAUUUUGGUCGUAAGAGUUGAAAAGAUUAAUAUAUUUGGUUAUUACAAAUCUUGAUCAAGUUAUUGCUUCGUCCCUUUGGUUACUUCUGGUUGAUACCCACAUGUAGCCGGCUCUUUUGCAAAACAUCGGCAGCUAGAGUUGACAUUGUCAAUGUUUUUAAACUGGGCCAAAUUCUCCAAGUCUUGGUGACACCUUGGUGUGUCAAUUUGUUAUCAUAAUACUGGAGGUCCAGAGCUUGGCCUGACAACAGAGAAUUGGCUCAGUUGAUCGACAAGGGUGCAGAGCACGGCUUGUAAAUGCGGUGCAUUUGGAGGCCAUGGUCACAGUUAACUGGAUUGGUACCCAUAAAAUGUUGUGAACUUAUCGUGUCCAGCCCCUGUUCUUUCAGAUUCUGUGGUGAUUCAUUGGAAACAUAUUGCAGGCAGCACAUAGAUGUUGUUGAAUAUAGGUAUUGUUAUCUUUAUUGCUAUUAAACAACCAUAUGGUUCAUGGGUUUUGCGCCAGCCACCCACAUCAUAGUCCCAUGGAAUCAUGAGUCCAGGCUCCAGCUACCGUUCUUUUAGUAUCUGAGGUCAUUCCUUGUAGCUUCAUAUCUCCGACAACAAAUAGAUUUUUCUGAUUUCCUUGUAUAUAAAAAAGAUGUCACUAGAAUUUGUGUCGAGCCAUCCUUAUGAUAGUGGAUGGGUGCUGCUGAAUAUACUAUCAUUUCACCAUUCCAGAAUGAUUCAACUUUCAUUUGGGGCUUCU
This is a messenger RNA of Lycium ferocissimum, 3861 nucleotides long. Its product is annotated as auxin response factor 2B. Lineage: Eukaryota; Viridiplantae; Streptophyta; Magnoliopsida; Solanales; Solanaceae. The transcript is spliced from 15 exons. Gene Ontology annotation, biological process: regulation of DNA-templated transcription; response to hormone. Gene Ontology annotation, cellular component: nucleus. Gene Ontology annotation, molecular function: DNA binding; protein binding. Bases 163 to 2661 code for a protein of 832 amino acids. The record is from RefSeq and is a predicted model, not a curated record.